GCCGAUCAAAGGGGCGCUCAGGACACUGAACAUAGUUCAUACAGUAAAUAUUUGGGUUUUUACUGCGGACUGUGCUGUCUUCAUGGUCGAUGAGAGGAAAGGCUAAUGCAAGGGAGAAUAACCUCAAGGACUGAGCACCAACCCAAGGGGAAAGGUUUAGAAUAGCCCGCUUAUGCAAAUAUGGAUGAUCUAAAGCACCAAGUUAUGAUAAAUCAGUUCGUCCUGACUGCUGGAUGCGCGGCAGACCAAGCGAAACAGCUUCUACAAGCGGCACAUUGGCAGUUCGAGACUGCAUUAAGUGCCUUUUUUCAAGAAACCAAUAUUCCAUACAGUCACCAUCAUCAAAUGGCCGGUGGUGGCUGGCCCACUCCAGGAGUCUGAGGUGUGGGAGGUUCUUCCGCCCCCUCUGGACAUCGAGGGGGCCCUGGCGUACUCCGUUUGUUCCAUACUGGAUUCGAGACCUCAGGCGAGGGGCCUUCAGUACCUCAUGGACUGGGUGGGGUAUGGUCCGGAGGAGAGAUGCUGGGUUCCGGUGGAGGACGUGUUGUAUCCUUCUAUGCUGUGAGAUUUCCACUGUCUCCAUCCGGAUCGCCCUGCGCCUUGCCCUCCGGGUCGUCCCCGAGGUCAGUGCGGCUGGAGCCGCGUGUCAGAUGCACACUCCAGCCAACACACCAGCAACACCUCCCAACUUCCCAGACGCACUGGCCAUGUUCUCCCGCCUCAAGGCCUCAGAGAGCUUCAACGCCAGCAGUCCCAUAGCCUCCAUGGCAACCUCUCCUCCUCAGGUCAACUGGGCCAUGGGCCCUUCUGCCCCAGGUCAGACCCAGCAGGGCCUGUGGACUUCUGGGCAGAUGCCCUCUCAGGUGCCUCCCCCUGGGUGGCCCCAAGCCGUCACACAGCAGGCCUCCAGUGAACAGGCCAGCGUCACCAUGGAGGCAGAGAGAUGAGAGCACUGCAGGGGCCUCGCGAUAACAAGAGGAACCAAUAUCGGGCAGUCUUCUUUGACAAAGUGAGAAAUGAAUUGUCUGCAAGGGAAAGCAGAAAACCAAGCGAUGUUGUGGACAUGCACUGAGGACAGAAAGGAGGAAUUAUGAGCAUACAGCUGAUGAACAUUCACAUGACGCCACAUUGUAAAAAUCUGCAGACAAUUUUAGCUAAGCAUACGUUUCAUUUUUUUUUCAUUGAUCUGAAACCAGAGACAAAAGAUGGACUUGUAUAACAAGUGCCGAAGAAGGAUCGUCUUGUUGUACACACCGAUGUGUAUGACAGUGUCAUCAUCUUUCCUUUGUCUUUCUGGAGUGGUGUCAAUGGACUGGAUGCCUUUGAUACUGGGGGUGCACUGCAUAAAUAACAUCAUUCUUCUUGAUUUUUUUAACCAGUGUAAGUGUGUGAAUAUCAUGUGUUCUAGUAUUCUAAUGUGCUUAGAAACCAACUUGGAUCUGCUUUUUCAAACAUUGGGCAAUGACUUUGACUGUCUCACUCACACAAUCAAGGAACACCAGCUAGCCAAUCCAACUUAUGUUUAAUAAGCAACUUUACAAAUUGCUCCUCUUUGUAUACAGUGUUUCUGUCUGCAUUGAAUGCUAAAGGAUGUUAUACUACAAUCAUGGUUCAGUGUUUUUUUGUAUCAUUUUGUUUUCAGCCACUAGUGUUCAGAAGAAAAGUGAGAUAAAGGUUUUGUCAGAGCGAGACUUCUUGCUUGAUAUUCCAGCUGUGCACCAUCUCGAAGUAGCAGACAGAUGGUUUUUGAUACAGUGUUGUUGUUGCUUAAGAUGGAAAUCAACAUAUUAGGGGAAAAUAAUAAAUAGGGAAAAUAUAUUUGAAAAAAAUAUAGAUUUAAAACAUAAAAAAUAAUAAGAAAACAACUGCAUAUUUGGUGAUGCUGUCUCAGGAACUCUCGGCUCAAAAAUGUUUUGUCUAGGCACCUGAUCAUCUUUUUAUUUUGUAAAAUGGAAUGAAUAUUGCAAUUGAAAGGAACUGAUACAUUCAGGGAAGGACUCAUCCAAACGUUUUCUAUUCUACUAUCUGUUAAUCUGAUAAUCACACUAGUUUUGCUUUGCACAUCGGUUAAUCUGAACACAAGCCUGUUCCGCAAUGUUUUCCAUGAGACAGCUACCACAACAAUUUUGUGGAUUACCAGACAAUUAAUUAUUUUGUGUUUCUGAAUAAAUAUUGUAUCUAUUACACUGCAUCAGA
Oncorhynchus masou masou (cherry salmon) is the source of this 2196-nucleotide messenger RNA. Its product is annotated as UBA-like domain-containing protein 1. The coding region runs from base 234 to 947 and encodes 237 amino acids. Gene Ontology annotation, molecular function: protein binding. Lineage: Eukaryota; Metazoa; Chordata; Actinopteri; Salmoniformes; Salmonidae. The transcript is spliced from 4 exons. The record is from RefSeq and is a predicted model, not a curated record.